GGCCUAAUUGAGAAUCCCGCGGGAGGUGAAGAGGUGUCGUCUCCAGGCAUCCACGAUUCCCAUUGUUCUCCCUUUCGGUCCUUCUUGCGAAGCUGCGUGACGACUUCCUCCUCUUUCCUCUCUUCCUUCCUCCUAUCCAUCUAGUCUGUUCUUCGUAGAUCUCAAUUUCUAUCAAGCAUUCUUCUCAUCUCUCUCUCUUCCGUCUUUUCUUCUGACCAUUCCUUUCAAGGAGGAGAAGAAGGAAGAAGACAAAUUACUUCGAAUUUGAUCCUCUCCUCGAGGGAACGCGGAAGAGAGUCGUCGUCGCGUUGGGCCAUAAGUAAAAAAGAACAAAAAGACUCGAAACUUUGCCUGAGUCCUCGUUACUUGCAGAGAAUCUUGGGAAAUCCGACGCCCUGGCUUUUUGAGAUUUUCUAUUCCCAUCUGUAACUCUUUCGUGGGAAAACUGACGCCUCAGACCGUCUAUUUGUCGAGCAAAUCGGACCUUCUUCCCGGGAGGAAUUGAGGAUCCUAAUUCCUGAGCCUCUACAAUUUUUAUCAUCUUCCCGGUUCGCUUCCGUUCAGUUUGUCUAUUUUCUUUCCUUUGCAAUCCUUCUUGAUUCCAGAAAACAAGAAUCUGCCCCUAUUUCAAGAAGCAGCAUCCGGAAUUCCUCUUUCCGCUCACGGAGUCGAGAAAGAAAAACUCUUCGUUCCAUUAAUGGAGGGCUGCGACUCGAAGAAUGGCUCCGAUUCUUUCCUCGAUUGCCUCCUUUUCGAUUUGGAUGAUACUUUGUACUCCCGUAGCACGGGCAUGGCAGAGUUUUGCAGGACGAACAUUAAUGAGUUUCUCAUGCAGAGAUUUGGAUUAACCGUCGAGGACGCGUCCAAACUCCGCGUGGAUCUGUUUAGGACGUAUGGCAGCUCUCUUGCAGGCCUCAGAGCGCUAGGCUAUGAUAUUGACGCCGACGAGUAUCACAGUUUCGUGCACGGAAGGCUUCCGUAUGAUCUCAUCAAACCGGAUGCUGAAUUGAGAGACGUUUUGAAGAGAAUUAAAAAGAGGAAGCUGGUUUUCACCAAUUCGGACAGAGUCCAUGCUCAUAAGGUUCUCCACAGGCUCAAUAUAGGGGAUUGCUUUGAAGGUAUCAUCUGUUUUGAGACGCUUAAUCCCAACAUCUCCAAGAGCAAGCGUCCGGACGAGUACCCUGUCAUUCUCAAACCUUCAAAGGAAGCUAUGGAGAUUGCCAUUGCUGUAGCUAAAGCAGACCCGCUAAGAACACUUUUUUUCGAUGACAACGUUCGGAACGUUGCCGCAGGAAAGUCUAUAGGUCUUCAAACUGUACUGGUCGGCAAGUCUACAAAGAGCAAGGAAGCAGAUUAUGCUAUCGAUAGCAUCCAUGACCUCCAUGCUGUGAUUCCCCAGAGGUGGUUGGCCGAUACAGAAGUCAACGACAAUACUGAAGCUGUUGUUGCAUCUGACUAUCAAAGCAUCAGCUGCAAACCAAGUGAGAGCUCCGUUUCCACGACCACCCUGGUUCGUGCGUAACUGUUUCAAAGGGGAUGACCGCCACAAGGACUGGACCGAUCAAACUAGCUAGACAUCCUAAUUAGGCUGCGAUCUUACCUUGUGUACAGAAAACGUAUAUAAAUAAAGAGGGUUCGGCAUACGGCCGAUCUGUAGCAGGUGGAAUAAUGUCUUUGCUGUAAAUGCUUAAUGAUGAAUAUGGAAUGUAUGUCUGUAUAAAAUUAUGUUAUUUGGCAUAAUAGACGCUGCAGGUUUCUGUUUGUACACAAUCCGCAUUAAACUCAGUCCUCAUGCUUGUUUUGAAGCCGUAUAAU
Molecule: messenger RNA, 1815 nt
Organism: Nymphaea colorata (pocket water lily)
Lineage: Eukaryota; Viridiplantae; Streptophyta; Magnoliopsida; Nymphaeales; Nymphaeaceae
Exons: 8
Coding region: 698-1522 (274 amino acids)
Source: RefSeq, a predicted model, not a curated record